AUGCUGAUCUUUUCCCUAAUAUUUGAAGUACUUAAAUUAAAUCAAGAUCUUCUGACUGAUAUCUGUCCCCGUUCUCAGCGAAUUAAAUCCAAAAUCUACUCAUUAUUUUCAGAUGAUAGUGCACGAGGUUACAAUGUUCAAGAUUUUACAUUUCCAGCAAACGCUAUAGAAAAUUGUACAUAUCCAAAAACAUUUCCGUUAACACUAGAAAAGGAUCUCCUUGAAGAACUCAAUGAUAUCAGAUAUCUCCAUGGAAUGGGUGCAUGGCCAGUUGAAUUGAGUGAUUUAGAACUUCAUAGAGAGAUGGUUACUGAAGGUAUUUGGUUUUGGCAUGAUAAUACAAACAGCCCUCUUGUUUCAGAUCAUAGAACACAGUCAGGCUCCAAAUGCAGUAAAGAAUUACCUCAUGGAGCAAUGGGAUUCGGUUUUUCAUCUCAAAGUGGUACAUCAGGUUAUCUAAAAGCUGGCUAUAUGCUUUGGAUAUUAAUUGAUGAAACAAUUGAAUGA
Trichomonas vaginalis G3 is the source of this 507-nucleotide messenger RNA. RefSeq lists its product as uncharacterized. The coding region runs from base 1 to 507 and encodes 168 amino acids. Lineage: Eukaryota; Parabasalia; Trichomonadida; Trichomonadidae. The transcript has a single exon. The record is from RefSeq and is a predicted model, not a curated record.